This is a messenger RNA of Anoplophora glabripennis (Asian longhorned beetle), 471 nucleotides long. RefSeq names its product protein ALP1-like. NCBI's taxonomy places the organism in Eukaryota, Metazoa, Arthropoda, Insecta, Coleoptera, Cerambycidae. Bases 1 to 471 code for a protein of 156 amino acids. The transcript has a single exon. The record is from RefSeq and is a predicted model, not a curated record.
AUGCAUGAUGCACGAGUUUUUCGUUUAAGUCCUUUAUAUGAACGGUUGACCAGAAGAGAUAACUUCCUACCACCCUUUUAUCACUUGAUAGGAGACUCAGCUUAUCCCUUGCUCCCAUCACUAAUGAAACCGUAUCAAGACAAUGGUCAUUUAACUAGAGAUCAGCAAAUUUAUAAUACCAAAUUAUCAUCAAUUAGAUCUAUAAUUGAGAGAGCAUUUGGUCUACUUAAAGGUAAAUGGAGACGACUGAAAUAUUUAGAAGUAAAUCAGCCAGAAACUGCGUCAAGAAUUAUAUUAGCAUGCUGUGUCUUACACAAUUUCUUAUUAUUGCACAAUAAUCCAGAAGACGACUAUCUACCAGAAGAAAAUGAAUCACAAAAUAUAAUACCUGUGGUAGCUGACAAUCAGGAAGGUUUUAAUGCACAAGCUGAACAAAAAAGAAGACAUAUUGUAAAUAUCUGUACACAAUAA